UCAACAGGGCCCCCAGCCCUAUAAAAGCACUAGUAAUCGCCUUUCCACACUUCUGUGUGUGUGGAGCUGGCCUGGAGUUUCCCACCUCACCUACCAGACAACUCCUUCUCCCUCCUCAGCCUGUCUCCUAUCUUCUCCCGAAACCUUCAUCUUCAUCUCUGCCAACCCAGGCAAUGCCUCCCAACCUCACUGGCUACUACCGCUUUGUCUCUCAGAAGAACAUGGAGGAUUACCUGCAAGCCCUAAACAUUAACAUGGCUCUGCGGAAGAUAGCACUGCUGCUGAAGCCAGACAAGGAGAUCGACCAUCAGGGCAACCACAUAACAGUGAAGACUCUCAGCACCUUCCGCAACUAUGCUGUGGAAUUUGAGGUGGGAGUCGAGUUUGAGGAGGACUUGAGGAUCGUGGAUGGACGAAAAUGCCAGACCAUAGUGACCUGGGAAGAGGAGCAGCUGGUGUGUGUGCAGAAAGGGGAGGUCCCCAACCGAGGCUGGAGACACUGGCUGGAGGGAGAGAAGUUGUAUCUGGAACUGACGGCAAGGGAUGCAGUGUGUGAGCAGGUCUUCAGGAAGAUCAGAUAACCAGACAGGAGCAGAGGCCCCUCCAACAACAUUGGUCCACAGACCCCUCUUGCUUUUGGCCCCUUUAAGCCUGGAUUAUGCCAGGUCUACAGUCCCCCAUACCCUCCCUCUGGGUUCCUUCCUCAUCCCUCCAUGUUAAUCUGUAACUUGCAGUCCCUGGACCAAAGUCUUCUCUUUCUCACACUUCACUGCCUAGGAGUGACCUCAUUUCCAGGUCAAGGUCUGGCUUCCUGGUUGAAAAAAAUGGCAAAGGGCAAUGGCCCUUGAGAAUAACCAGUCUUGACUGUCCCAGGUUCACUCAGGCUCUCAUUUUCCUUCUCAGGAAGAAAUAAGCUUUGGGCAUUUGGGGGUUAGAGAAAAUUCUAUCCUGGUGGACCUUUUGGAAAACCAUGACUGGGUGCUCGCUUCGGCAGCACAUAUACUAAAAUUGGAAAACCGUGACUGGGGUUCCAGAAUUUAAACAGGAGCUAUUGGGCUAGUCUUUUUGUGCUCUUCUUUGUCCUUAUUCUUGAGAAACCUCCUGUGCUCAAUAGAUAGAGCCAGGCUCUAGGCAUGCCUCCCUGCCACCCCAUCCCCCAGGGCUCAACAGACUCUCUGACAUCUGAAGGCAUCCUGGCUACCUUAUACUUCCAUCCCACAUGUUGGGGAAGAGGGAUGGGACUGGUCAAGACCUUUGUCCAGUGCCAGGGGAGGUGGGGCGCUUCUCACUAGUGACCUGGCCUCCAUGGCUGCCCUGAAAGCCCAGAAAAGACUGAAAAGGGAAGCAGCCAGAGAUGCCAAGGGGUGAAAAGAUGAGGGAUAUGAGGUGGAAGGCAACCAGAGGAGAAGCCCAGGAGGUCCCACUAGAGGGACCGUCUGCUCAAAAGCCAGCAAAGCUAGAGGCAGGGGGAGCUGAGGAGAGCAAGGCCCCUCCUCUAGGGUCCCAGAGUCUGGGCUGCCUUGGAAAACAGCCCAGAAGGGUGGGGCUGUUUCAGGGUUAUGGCCAGCUCCAGCCUCUGGCCUCUUCCCCACCUCUGAGGCCCUGGUUCCUUCAGAAUAAAAGUCCCAUGGGGCAAGUAUCAGAGAAAAGGGCUCAAUGUGGAGGUGGGGACAGAAGCUGGUGGGUGGAAGAGUUGAGAGUUUGGAAAGUCCCUGGCUCCACUGGAUUAUCACUCUUGGCCCCUCUUCCUGUAAUGACCAGGCCUCCUAGAAAAAGCCUUAUAGAGAAAAGACGGUUACUGGGGCUCUGGACAAGAAGAAAUAUACUGACCCCACCAAACACCUUGGAAUAAAUUUGGAAAAGAAAGAAAAGA
Messenger RNA from Nycticebus coucang (slow loris), 1873 nucleotides. RefSeq names its product retinol binding protein 5 (gene RBP5). Lineage: Eukaryota; Metazoa; Chordata; Mammalia; Primates; Lorisidae. Gene Ontology annotation, biological process: fatty acid transport. Gene Ontology annotation, molecular function: fatty acid binding. The transcript has 4 exons. Gene Ontology annotation, cellular component: nucleus; cytosol. The record is from RefSeq and is a predicted model, not a curated record. Bases 174 to 581 code for a protein of 135 amino acids.